UUGGCAAGAUAAAGAGCCUUGCAAGCAAAUUGCCAUUCAAUUCGUCCCGCCUUUGUUCGGGUUUAACAAUCACAGGGGCAUUGCAAUGUCUUUUGAAUCAUGCUCGGCAGGGCGUCAAUGAUAACGUUGGAACACGCUAAUGAAUGAUUUUAGUAACACGUUGAAGUGUGGGGCCAAACUCCGUGUGAUUGUUUAUGGUACUCAUAAGUCAAGACAGUUGACAUGAACUAAGACGCCUGGAGACCCUGACUGACUACACAGGUGUUGUUCUGCCGUACAUUUGUGUAAAAAAGUUGCCAGCAAUUUGAGAGGGUUCUCUGACCGCACGGAACAAUAUAGCGCCAAUAAUAGCUACACAACUGCUGGUCUUCAUUUAAACACGUCAUAGUUGAAGCCACGGUGUCGGAGGUACUAUCAUUAUUAAACGUUGCGAAUCAAAAUAGAUGAAAAUCGUCUUUUAGCCGCACGAUAUCGGCCAAGAGGAUCGAACCGGUAUAUUUGGAUAGAAUUCACGCGAAUAUCGAGAGAAGACGCCAGCGAGUCAAGGGUUUCAAAACCUACUGAAAUCGAGUGUGAAAUUUUGAGAAAAAAAAAGGCGAGGAAUUGUUCUUUUGCCAUUAACAAGAUACAUUGGAACAAGAGCUGGCCAAUCGCAACAACACUUUAGACGCGAUAGAUAGGGGUGACGCCCAAACAAGAAUACCAUACCAAGGACACAUCACCUCGUCCAUUCAAAAUAUGACAUCGCGCCAAGGUCAUAUACGUCGACCAAUGAACAGUUUCAUGGUGUGGAGUCGUGAAAAGAGAUGCGAGAUCUUGAAGACCAACCCAGGGAUGAGCAAUGCAGUGAUCAGUAAGAAACUGGGAACGACAUGGAAGAGCUUAUCUGAGGAAGAGAAGAGGCCUUACGUUGAGGAAGCCAAACGACUGACCUGGCAACAUAAACAGGACUAUCCUGAUUAUAAAUACAGACCAAGACGAAAUAGCAAGGGCAAGAAUAAGACCACUAACCCGAGGUCAUCAUGUUCUCCGGGUAAACCUGAAGUAAGUUUCUCUCCCGAUUGGAAUCUUGCUCAAUCAAAAUCAGCUUUCACCUUGAAACAACCAGGCAUGCUACAAGCCGCGUCAUUUCAACCCGAACAUCGUCCAAGUGCUUUGUUCCUAUCGGAGAAAGAUACCUCACGGUACUACCUCUCGUAUCCGGGUUACUCACCCUAUUCCCCGCGUCUUUACUCCUCGCCAACUCAAUUGGGCUCUCAGAUGGUUUGUGUCAACGACAUUUACCCUCCAUAUCGACACGUCGCUACUGUUAACGAUCCCGGUAUUCCACCUGCUUUUAAACCGGAUUUUCGUACCUCCUCGGAACGAUGGGCCUACGUUCCGACCGGGUAUACAAGCCCUGUUGAAACAUCACGAUUCGUUUUUAACGGUGGGCAAGUUCAUUAGAAAAUUCGGCUGAUAGAGACUACAAUAAUCCAAUUUUCAUUACGGUAACUUUAUUGCACUAUGGAUACCUAGUCGUUAAAUUCAACACUAUGUUUUGACGUUUGUACUGCCUUAUUAUAUAAGGUUUGAGUAUUCUCCCAAGGGGCGAAGGAAAUAAUUUGAUUUUUUUGACAUGCCCAAACCGAAAAGAUCAAUUAUUUAAAAUUGAGCCGUUUUCGAGUCUAUGAUUCUGCAUCAUUUGAUGCGUUUUGUAAGGUCUUGAAGACCUUUGAAUACGUUUUUUAAAAUAUCUUUGAGGGCUUUGAACUCGGAAUGACGCAUUUCAAGGCGCGCCCAAAUUGCUGAUUGGCUGUGUGGGUAUUGUUGAAAAGAUUUCCUUCAAAUAUUGUAGGUAUUCUCUCACGAUGUCAGCAGUCACUCUGCACGGUAUCAUCACAGUUUACUAUUUAUAAACUAUUGUUUUGAAUAUUUAUUGCCAUAUCUUUAACGUAUACAUGUCAAACACCACAUGCAGGCACAAUUGCACUGGUUAACUGUUUAUGCACUUCGGUAUUACUGUCACAAAUAUUUCUCGUCGUUUCUGUUCGUACAUUGUUAAAAUUCAGCUGGAAAACUAGCUACAAUCCAGCGAACAUAAUCGUUGUAGAAAUAUACACUAUAUGCUCUGUUUUUGAGCAAUUUAAACCGUAUUCGCACUCUUGCACCUUAAAUUGUUUUAAAAUUUUCACUUUACUUCUCUUCUUUUUGAGAAAGAAUCUAAAACGAUCGCGCGUAUUAAUUGUGCGAAGAAGAAUGGGCGGGACAUUCUCUUGAAAAAUAUGUAAACAUUUAGUCAUGAUUUAUUUCUUGUACCAAGAGAGCGUAAUUUGCUUAAAAGUAUGCGAUAUUUAAUAGUUCCUUUAUUGAAAUUGUAUUUAAACCCCGCAAUAGGAACUAAGGCAGGACUAUAACACCUGUCAGACUGAGAUUGCUUAUGACUAAGAUUUUAAACAGGCUAUUAUUUCAUUUUUUCUUUGUCGAAUUUUGAAACUACAAAUUUAUAAGUCAAAGAGAAUAAACUCUUCAUAAAGUCAUGAAAAUCAGGCCCUGUGCGUCUCAUUGACGCAAUAGGCCUAGAUGAUGAAAGUCAUGAAAAUGACACAGGAGUGAUCUAAAAUCGUGGUUAUUUCACACAUUUUUUUUACGCCAAACAAAAAUGAGUUGCUCUCACUUCAGAGAAUAACAAACCAUUCAGGAACCCUUUAAUCUUAACAGUUAUAAGUAUCGUUUACAUUGAUAGCCUGUCUUUAGGACUGAAAUCUUGGUUCUUAUAUGUGGGGUUUUACAGCAUGUAUUGCACUUAUUCACUGAACAUUUUGCACUGCACGAUUCAAGCAACAUUUGCUUUGGACCUCUUGUCUCCAAAGAAGACGAGUAGUUAGAUAAAUAACAGUUAUCUACAUUUUGGUUUGAGGUAUAGUCAUAUUUUGUAAGUAUGUAAUCAAUAAAGAAUA
Messenger RNA from Dendronephthya gigantea, 2939 nucleotides. RefSeq names its product sex-determining region Y protein-like. Bases 739 to 1446 code for a protein of 235 amino acids. Gene Ontology annotation, molecular function: RNA polymerase II cis-regulatory region sequence-specific DNA binding; DNA-binding transcription factor activity, RNA polymerase II-specific. Gene Ontology annotation, biological process: regulation of DNA-templated transcription; anatomical structure morphogenesis; cell differentiation. The transcript has 3 exons. Lineage: Eukaryota; Metazoa; Cnidaria; Anthozoa; Malacalcyonacea; Nephtheidae. The record is from RefSeq and is a predicted model, not a curated record.